Molecule: messenger RNA, 447 nt
Organism: Drosophila arizonae
Lineage: Eukaryota; Metazoa; Arthropoda; Insecta; Diptera; Drosophilidae
Source: RefSeq, a predicted model, not a curated record
UUUAAGACUAAAAGCAAAAAUAAUGAAAUAUAUAUUAUUUUUCUUAGACUGCUUAAUUUUAAGUUUAGCCUGUAAUCCCAAGCUGCCGGCAGCUCUGAGGGACCAAGCAGCGCGAACAUGCCUACCAUUGGGCUUUAGUAAUAUUCUGAAUUAUCGGUGUUUUCCCUACUGCUUCAUGAACAAUAUGGGCUUCUUCAUAAAUGGCCAGAUUAGUAGAGAUACGGUGCUUCUAAUAAUGGCUCCCAUAGCCGGCUUAGAAAAGGUUAAAGCUGCGCAAGCCAAAUGCGAUAUUGAGCGAUCCAGAGAAAAAAAAUGUGAUUUUGCCGUAAAAUUAAGCAAGUGCUAUGAGGAUAACGAUGUGAUAAUAUUUGAUGAUUUGUCUUUUCUGUAUUCGGAUCUAGUAACAUCAUAUUUUAAUAAAACAAAUUCUACGAAAUAAGUGUUCCU